CGCGUUUCGAAAUGGACACGGAUGAGAAGAUGGCCAGCUCCUCGAUGCCGGGAAUGUCCCACGACGAGGUUGAUUUUACCAGCGGUUACGAGACCCAGUACCGGAAAGAGUACAGCCCCCUGAAGCCCAUCUUUGUACCGCCGCCGGACAAGAAACAUGCCUGGUUUCGCAACUGGUCCACAAUCCUGAUGGUCUUCUUCCUGAGCUUCGUUUUCCUUCUGGGCACCGUGAUGCUGGUGGUUCAGGUCUUUACGGCCAGUCCCCUGCAGAUAUUCAUGAUUGUGGCCAUAUAUCUGGCCAUAGCCGCCGUCAUGAUCUGGCUGGAGGUGCAGUCCGUGAAAGUGCGCUGAGACAAAAUACCGUCCGCAUAUAUAUAAUUUAUAUAGGAAACCGUGACUAAUUCGCUUUGCGUUAUCGUAUAAAAAAUGCCGUGCUUGCAAUCGACCUUUAUUGUGCAAACAAAUUGAAAGCUUAACUAGAACGAACCGACUUUACUGAUUAGAAGGCGCUAAGAACCAAAAACCCACGAUUUAACAUAAGCUCAAACCAAAUAAAAUAAAGCAAAAAUGUUGAAAAUGUUAAAAAUAUAAAAA
Messenger RNA from Drosophila kikkawai, 593 nucleotides. RefSeq lists its product as uncharacterized. NCBI's taxonomy places the organism in Eukaryota, Metazoa, Arthropoda, Insecta, Diptera, Drosophilidae. The record is from RefSeq and is a predicted model, not a curated record.